UUGAGCAACAAGCCCAUGAUAGACCUUAAGAAGGAAGAGGAGGAGGAGGAGGGGGCAGAAUCUCAUUAGAUUUCCUCCGAUAAAGAAGGAUCAUUGUGUGGAGGUCUUGGUUCCAACGAGAACAGCACUCGAGGUCACAUGUGGAAAAUAUGCCAUGUAAGCGCUGCCAAUAUUCAAAAGAUGCCUCCACACCCUACAAUCCUCUUUUAUAUUUAUGCGCUCACCCGGUUAGUAUUUACAGCCGGCGGCUCCGUUAAACAACGAGCAGCGGAUGCAGAGCGACAGCUGUCGGAUCAAAUUUGAUCCCGAAUGUCGAUAUUAUGAUCGCAUUUUAUAAGAAAUCUUCCCACAUACGGAUGAUGGGCGCACUGAGGCGUUUGAGCCAUGGGCGCCCUGGCUAUAAUGAUUCACUCACAGAAAACACCUCAGAGCUCCUGCAGGCAUGCAGUUGUGCUAGCUUUUCAUGAACAAGUUCCAUUUCAUCAUCUUCAACAGAAGGGUAUUUUAACUGUGGAGGGCUUCCGCUUCAAAGCCUAUAGAAACGUUCCCAUUCAGGGGCCACCCGAGCUAGGGUAGAACUGUGAAAACAGUUAAUUGGCACGGCAGAGCUUUGAAGUGGUCUGAGGACCGCAGAGGCCUGAAACUGGAGGAGAGGAACCAGUGAGGUGGUACAAAAGGUAAAGAGGAAACUGAAACCCCAGAACGGAAAACUGAGAUGCGAAACGCAUUCAGGAUAAUUCCAUGCGUAAACGUGACAAAAAAAGUUUGUGUAUGGCUAUAGGUUGCUCAUAGUGUAUAGCAAAGGAUGGGAGCAGUGGUGCGCUGGGAACACAGUCGGACAUUCCCUGCCUCAGGACACACCCUCCAUGCUCUCUCUCUCCCUCUCUCCUUCAUUGUUUCCCACACUGACUGUCGCCGCUAGGCUUCGUAUCAGGUUGACAAAUGACCAGCAAGCCGCUCGGAGGAGAAUGUCCGCAAAGUGAAAUCAUUCAGCCCAAGAGACGCAACUUUGCUCGCUUUUCAUGACGAGUGAUGCGUGUUUUUGCCUUAUUUUCGAGAGUGGAUCAAGCCUGAAGGCAGACAGGAGCUGAAGAGAGAGAGUAUCAGCUAAUUGGGAUGAGAGUUCACGUCAAGUGAACCGGCAGAUUGGAGUUGUAAAGCCUCUUAACGCAGGCGGUGGAAGGAAUACAGCGCGAAGGGAGCGUGUCCAUGUGAAUUGAGUGUGUGUUUGUGCGCUCGUGUCACUCCCAGUGGAAAUCUGGCCACAGCAGCAAGGGGCUUGAUCAGGUGAGCGCGUCUAGGUCUAGGUGGAGACAAACCCAAACGCAGACAGAGAUAGAUAUGGUUCCUCUGAACUGGACGUGAUGAAGUGGCUUUGCGGGAGCUCCAGGGUUUAAGACGGUACAAGAGGAGAGCUGGGCGGACUGAGGACGCAGGAAAGGCGGAGGGAGGGUGGUCACCACGAACACCAAAGCGCACCGCACAACCCGGUCCCCAAUCCCUUGACGCAGGGAUGGAGAGCACAAGAGCGCACAGGAUAACUCGGCUCGAUCCCAGAGGCUUGAGUGGGGAGAUCAGCCAGAAGCCGGACGUCGGGACUCAGCGACACCGGGGACACCUCCACCUGCACCGGACUGUGAUUUUUCUCGUCGCGCUCACGAUACAACCGCAGGCUGUGUUUGCUGUCGGGAUGUUUGAGCUUCAGAUUCAUCAUUUCCAGAACCCACAUGGACUCCUGCAGACCGGAGACUGCUGCGACCUCCAGGCCAGCGGUGGACAACGCUGCUCGGCCAGGGACCAAUGUGACACUUACUUCCACGCCUGCCUCAAGGAGUACCAGGCCCGCGUCGUCGCAACGGGAGCCUGCACUUUUGGGUCGGGCACCACGGGGAUCCUGGGUGGAAACUCCCAUCGAGGACACGAUGGAGGAGAGAGAGGAGGAGGAGGAGGAGGAGAGGAUGGGACUAAUGGUCACAUUGUCAUUCCCUUCAAAUACGCCUGGCCAAAGUCCUUCUCUCUUGUGUUAGAGGCUCUGGACUACGACAACACAUCAGAAUCAGGUCAGCUGAUCGAGCGAGUCCUGCUGUCCUCCAUGUUGAACCCCAGUGAACAGUGGCAGACGUAUCGUCACCACGGACGGCCUCUCAGCCUGGAGUACCGGCUUCGCUUCCGCUGUGAGUCCAAUUACUACGGACCUCUCUGCAACAAGUUCUGCCGGUCCCGCGACGACUUCUUCGGCCACUUCAGCUGUGACCCCAGCGGCUCCAAGGUCUGCAUGGAGGGCUGGACGGGACCAGAGUGCAAAGACGCGGUGUGCAGGCAAGGCUGUCAUCAGACCCACGGCGUCUGUGAGGUGCCUGGAGAAUGCAAGUGUCAUUACGGCUGGCAGGGUCCUCUGUGUGACCAGUGCAUGACGUUCCCCGGCUGUGUGUACGGAAGCUGCACCCAUCCCUGGCAGUGCGUGUGUGACGUCAACUGGGGAGGACUGCUGUGUGACAAAGAUCUGAAUUACUGCGGCACCCAUCAGCCCUGCAAGAACGGCGGGACCUGCACCAACACGGAGCCAAACGAGUACCAGUGCGAGUGCCAGGAAGGUUUCAGAGGGCGCAACUGUGACAUCGUGGAGCAUGCAUGUUUGUCCAGCCCGUGUGUGAACGGCGCCACCUGCGUUGAAGACCUAACGGGCUUCAGCUGCGUCUGUGCCGAAGGCUGGACUGGACACACCUGCGCAGAGGUGGUCAGGCAGUGUGAUCGCAACCCUUGUGGCCGUGGAUCGACUUGUCAGGAGGCCGCCGGAGGUUUCCGGUGCCUCUGCCCGCCUGGAUGGAGCGGCAGGACGUGCCAGCUGGACACCAAUGAGUGUGAACUGAGCAUAUGUGUCCACGCCCGCUCCUGUCGAAACCUGAUUGGUGGAUACUUGUGCGACUGCCUUCCUGGAUGGAUGGGGCCUAACUGCGACAUCAGGAACAACAGCUGUCAGGGUUUGUGUUUGAAUGGCGGACGUUGUGAGGACCAGGUGUCAGGGUCCAGAUGCUUGUGUCCACCUGGCUUCUCUGGGAAAUAUUGCCAACAUGGGCUGGGUUCUUGUGACAGCGCCCCCUGUCUGCACGGAGGAGAAUGUGUGGAGAAGGAAGGAAGGACGGCCACCUGCAACUGUCCUGUGGGAUAUUCAGGAGUCUUCUGUGAGAUAGCGUUAGAUCUGUGCAACCCCAACCCCUGCCAACAGGGCGUGCAGUGUCACAUCACAGAAGGCAGGUACAUGUGCGCCUGUCCCGAUGGUUACUAUGACAACGAGUGCAUGAGCCUCAAGAAUCCCUGCAUUGGACAGCACUGUUCAGGUGCCAUGUCGGACACGACACACGGGGGCGUCAGCUUCUACAUGAUCCUGGUGGGAGUCUUAGCUUUGGUGACGGUCUGCGGCUGCGCUGCCUGCGCCUUCCUCCUCUCCCACUUUCAUCGAAAGCGGAAAAAGCAGCAGGCGGUCCCGCAGGAAGAAGGCAUCAACAACCAGAGGGAGUUUGUCAACCUCAUCAGAAACGUGGACCGUCCCGUGCCCCUCCUGCCCCCCGCCGCCCCUCUCACCCACCCCCAAGCUGCCCCCGCUCCCAUCUCACGUUGCUACGAGGAGAUUGAACUGACCCUUCCUCCCUCCCCGGCUCCUUCACACCCCUCCCCGGCUCUGAAGCCAGCCCAUGCCCCCAAACUGGACAUUUCAAACCGCGAGAGGGAGAAGCUGAACCGCUUCCACUGCACAGAAAACCAGGAACUGGAGGUUUGACCGCGUCCUGAACUUUAUUUCUUAAUUUCAUUUUCUGUCCUUAGCACUUUUUUGCUCACAGGGCCGGGGUCUUCAGUUACUUGCACUGUGUCAAUGUCGCAGUUAUGAAAAUAGGGUGAACCUUUGACCUUUAUGUGCUCAGAUGGACAUCGGCAGACACCUGAGGAGCAAAGGCUGCUAAGUAGAGGGGUCAAAAGUCUUAACUGUGUUAUCGUGUUUGAGCCUAUUUUGGCAAAGAAUGAGAAGCAGCGCGUCCACGACGUUUGACUGAAAAAACCUUUAUUAAUCUGGACGGUUAAAGAUUCGCCUUGGAGUGCCUGAGAUACUGUCAAGAGUAAACAGAGGGCCGACCUCUGCAGGAGCCUCUCAACAUGUUUCCUGGUCCUUGAGGCCGUCUGACUGGUGUUCAGACCUCCAUUUCAAUUUCAGACUGAUCUCUGGCUGACAGACUGAGAACUAAGAUGCCUAUUUAACGGUGUGUUUCUGCUUGUGUGUGUGUGACAGUGACAGAGAGAAUGUAUAUUAUGAGUGUAACGUGUAGAAAAAGUAAAAAAAAAAAAGAGAAAGAGAGCAGAAACAUUUCACUUUAAGAAAAGAAGUUGAUAUACCAGUUUUAAAACUCCACACUGUUGCCUGUAUCGUCUCUGUAAUACUGCAGUUUCUCUAAGAUGUAUGAUUUUUUUUUAUUCAUACCUGUGUGUAAAAUAGCUUUUUUUUGUACAUAAAUAUAUUGUACAUAUUGAUGCCAUUUUUGUACUGUGAUUCGGUCUGGAAGUAUCACUGUAUUACUUUGUUCAGUUGGUCACUUUCCAUUUGGAGCAACCAGCACAUGUGGAUUGUAAUAAAAGUGCAUUUAC
Molecule: messenger RNA, 4635 nt
Organism: Mugil cephalus (flathead mullet)
Lineage: Eukaryota; Metazoa; Chordata; Actinopteri; Mugiliformes; Mugilidae
Product: protein jagged-1b
Exons: 14
Coding region: 1514-3778 (754 amino acids)
Biological process (GO): Notch signaling pathway; heterophilic cell-cell adhesion; cell communication
Cellular component (GO): plasma membrane; protein-containing complex
Molecular function (GO): calcium ion binding
Source: RefSeq, a predicted model, not a curated record